CCUCCCCCACCUCUCUGGGGUUGCCUAGCCUCCAGUCUGUCUCUGCUCUCCUCAGGACUAUCCUGCUAUCUACAAGUUGCUGCUCCAGGGAUAGUCUUGCCUGCCUCCCACCGGAGCGCAUUUUCUUUGGUCACAGACUUCCUCACUCAUGGGGCGUGCCUGGACCCAGGCCCACCUGAGAGGUGAUCUCUGGCUGCCUCUGCUCUGGCUAUUCCUGUUUCCAGCCUGCUGUUCCCAUGAUCCACCAGGAUGGCGCUUCACUUCUUCUGAAAUUGUGAUUCCCAGGAAGGUGUCCCACAGAGUGAGUGGAAUUGAGAGACAAGGCCAGCUCUCCUACAAGAUUCGCUUCAGCGGCCAAAGACACGUGGUUCACUUGAGAGUCAAGAAGAGCUUGCUGCCCAGACACUUUCCUGUGAUCACCAAUAAUGACCAAGGUGCCAUGCAAGAGAACUACCCUUAUAUCCCCCGAGACUGUUACCACUUUAGCUAUCUGGAAGGGGUUCCUGGGUCCAUGGGUACACUGGACACCUGCCACGGGGGUCUGCGUGGCAUGCUGCAGCUGGACGACUUCACUUACGAAAUCAAACCGUUGGAGGCUUCUUCCAAAUUUGAGCAUCUGAUUUCUCAGCUUGUGACACAGAAAACAGCAGCAGAGGACGAGAAAUGUGAGACUGAAGAGAAAGAUAUAAAUCAAGAGUAUGAGGAGGCAAUGAUUUCUGAAAUGCCUAGAGCAGGCCCUGUGUAUUUGUGGUGGCCACACAGGAAAGGCUUAAAACUUCACUACACAGUUUCUAACUCAUUAUAUGCUCAGGACACUAAUAAGACACAUAUAGUAGAGAAUAUAGUGAUUAUAAAUAACAUAUUGCAUAGUAUUUUUUACCAGGCUCAACUUCAGGUUUUGAUACGUGUUAUAUGUAUAUGGGAUGGCCACGAUCAGAUGGAUUUGUAUAGCUAUAAUAGUGUUGGAUCUGCAGUAACUGACUUUGGUUUAUGGAAAUUUUGGGGAUUUUUUAAUCAAAUUCCUCAUGAUUCUUCAUUGCUUAUAACAGGACAUAAAAUUGCUGGGGCCUUCUAUGGUAGCAGCUUUAACGGAGCAUGCAAUCCCAAUUGGGGAGCAUCAUAUGUAUAUGCUCCAAGAUACCACAUAUUUUUAACUGCAACUAUUGCAGCACAUGCAAUAGGUCAUGUUUUGGGUGCUCCUCAUGAUAUUACAGGUUGUCGAUGUUUUCGGAGACAAAACUGUCUCAUGAAUGCUAAUCUGGGUCUUCUAGAUAUGAUGAGUAAUUGUACUUAUAACAUCAUUCACAGACGGAUACAUUCGUGGGAUCCUUGUUUGAGUAUCCCAAAUGUACCAUACAAUAAUUUUCCUUAUGAAGCAAGACGAUGUGGUGACAAGAAGAGAGAUCCCAACGAAGAAUGUGACUGUGGCACCCUCAAAGACUGUACUCAGGAUGUAUGUUGCAAUUCCAAUUGUGUCCUCACCCUUGGCAGUGAUUGUGAUUAUGGAGAUUGCUGCAGAAAGUGUAAAUAUGCUCAACCUGGAUAUACGUGCAGAGAUAUUCUUGGUAUCUGUGAUCUACCAGAAUACUGUAGCGGGAAGACACAUGAGUGUCCAGCUGACACUUACAUCCAGGAUGGAACCCCGUGUUCACCAUCAGCUGUUUGUGUGAAGGGAAACUGUAGUGACCGUGAUUUACAGUGUCAAGCCCUCUUUGGCUAUAACAUAAAAGAGGCUGCGCCAGCAUGCUAUAACAUACUGAAUAUCAGGGGCGACCGAUUUGGAAACUGUGGUGUGAGGGUGGGUCGAGGAGGAGGAAGAUCUGUACCAUGUGAGCAAGAUGAUGUUCUGUGUGGAAUGCUGCACUGUGGGGAUGUGAAGAAAAUUCCUGGUGGUGGGGAGCACACUACUUUUCAUCAUAUAAUAGUACCUGAUGUUACACCACGAUCCUGCUUUGGGUAUGACGACCACUUCGGGACAGAUGUGCCAGAAAUGGGGCUUGUAGUGGAUGGUGCAAACUGUGGCCCAGGAGCAUACUCAUUUAUGGGUGCCACUUACUACGUAAAAGAUAUACUUGAAGAGGAUGAUACACAAACUGUUGGAGGAAAAUCCCGUGAGCCCAAGUAAAUAAAACUGGAGUUCACAAAAUGGAGAAAAUCACACUGGCACUUACUGGGAGAAAUGAUCAAUAAUCACACUGAUAAUUCCCAAGUUGUUAUCUUCAAAUAAAAUGACUUGGCAAUUUAAAA
This is a messenger RNA of Odocoileus virginianus texanus, 2247 nucleotides long. RefSeq names its product disintegrin and metalloproteinase domain-containing protein 20-like. Lineage: Eukaryota; Metazoa; Chordata; Mammalia; Artiodactyla; Cervidae. Gene Ontology annotation, biological process: proteolysis; male gonad development. The record is from RefSeq and is a predicted model, not a curated record. Gene Ontology annotation, molecular function: metalloendopeptidase activity. Gene Ontology annotation, cellular component: external side of plasma membrane; sperm head plasma membrane; plasma membrane.